Paramuricea clavata is the source of this 1274-nucleotide messenger RNA. Lineage: Eukaryota; Metazoa; Cnidaria; Anthozoa; Malacalcyonacea; Plexauridae. The record is from the annotation of a GenBank genome assembly.
AUGGACGAUUUGUUGAGUGAACUGUUGAGUGAACUACAAUUUCGGGAAGAGCACUGGACACUUAAACCACCACGACCUGAGAACGGCAAUGCCAAGGGUGAUCUUCGAAGUGCGUCAGCCUUGAUAGCCAAGUCAGAAGAGAAAGAUGCGCUUAUUGCAUGGGACGACACGCUCAUGAGAGCUGUGAUAAAGUAAGUAGUGUAAAAGAUAGAAAAUUCGUAGCACGUAGGUAUGGACGAUGCUUUACAUGUUUAAGUAAAAGUCGACAUGUAUUCAAAGACUGCUGUCCAAAAACUAAUUGUAAAAUAUGUAGUAAGGGGGGCCACCAUGUAUCUCUUUGUGAAUCCAAAGGGGAGGGAAAUGUUUCGGCCAGUAAUGGAAGUCCAACAAUGCAUGUUCGAUCCAAGAGUCGAGUGAUGUUGCAAACUGCUCAAGGUAUACUGAAAGGUGCUCAAAAUGGAGCACGAAUUCGCGUGAUGUUUGAUAUGGGGAGUCAUAAGUCUUUCGUGACUUCCAAGGUUGUAAGGGCCGCGGGGUUGCCAGUAAAAAGGAAAGAAUGGUUAGAAAUUAGCACGUUUGGUAUGGCGAUGAAUGAUUAUAAGCUGCGAGAUGUUUUUGACCUUGAGAUUGCACCUUGCAAGGGGGGAGAAGCGGUUACUAUAGAAGCGUAUGCUGUUGAAACUAUUGCCCAAGUUCGAAAUGAGCAUAUUGAGUUGCGAACGGGGGAAUAUUCUCACUUACGGGGACUUUGGUUCUCGGACGUGUGUAAGAGCAGUGAAGUAUUUGAUAUAGAUAUCCUGGUUGGUUCGGAUUUUCUUUGGUGCUUUCAGAGCGGUACUAUAGUGCGUGGAAGAGUUCGUGAGCCGGUGGCGGUUGAGACGACUUUAGGUUGGGUUCUUUCAGGGCACGUCAAAGGGAAAGGUGACGAUGGCGCAAAAGCACAGGUAAAUUGUGUUAAUAUUAUUAAAGAAGAACGUGUUUCUAGUCCAUAUAUGUCUGACAAUGUUCAUAGGUUGUGGGAUCUUGACACUCUAGGUAUACGCGAAGAGGACGAAGUGCAUGAAGCCUUGAAAGAAGCAAUUAACUUCAACGGUAAUCGUUAUCAAGUACACUUGCCGUGGAAAGAAGGGCAUGAACCCUUACCUUUGAAUUACAACAAUAGUUUAAAACGACUUAAGAACCAGAUUUCAAAACUGAAGCGAGAUCCGGAUAUUCUGGAGGAAUAUAACCAAGUUAUUAGUAGUCAGCUAGAAGCAGGAAUAAUUGAACCAGUU